AUGUUUUAUAUAAAAGGGAAUUGGAAGGGCAGGACUGAAGUGUACACAUCUGUCAGCUCGUGGUCUCAGCCAUGGGCAUUUAAACCAAUAAAGGGACAAUAUGGACCACAGUUGGACAGCGCCAACAGCAGUUUCGUCUGGACAAGCUUGCGUUACUUCUACAACCUUCUCCUGAAUGGAUUUAAAGGCUCUACCUGGGACACAUAUGAAGAGGACACAGAUCUUGAGAGCAGGACAUGUGAGUGGAAGAUCCACACCAGCCCAAUUCCCCUGAAACUGAAAUACGGACAGUAUGCCAGAAAGAAGUUGAUUCGUGACUUAUGUAACCAUAACAGAACCUUGAAUUUCAGUGAGCAAUGGCAGGCAUUUGAUGAACUCUCUAAUGAAGAACUGGAACACCUACUCGUAGAUGACCGGCAUGGGAUAAUCUACUGCUAUGUUCCAAAAGUUGCCUGCUCCCAGUGGAAGCGUAUCAUGAUUGUUUUGAGUGAAAGCCUUAAGGUGAAUGGUGUUCCUUUUAGAAACCCUUCUCAAAUUCCUAACCAGUAUGUUCACAGUGGCAUUAUUCAGCACCUGAACAAGUACCCCAGAGACGUGAUUAAAGACAAACUUAAACACUAUAAAAAGUUCAUUUUUGUCAGAGAUCCAUUUGUUAGAUUGAUUUCAGCCUAUAGAGAUAAGCUUGAAGCAGAAAAUCAGGUAUAUUACAAGCUCCAUGGAAUCCCCAUAUUGAGGAAAUUUGGCAAUUGCAGUAAACCACCAGAAUCUGUACAUCAAGCACAUGCUGCCAAAAUUAUUCCUUCUUUCUCCAACUUCACUGAGUACAUACUGAGCUUCCCAGUCAAACUCCUAGAUGAGCACUGGAAACCCAUGACUCAACUGUGCCAUCCGUGCCAGAUCGAUUAUGACUUCAUAGGAAAGCUGGAGAACAUAGAGGAAGAUGCUACUCACCUGCUCCGAGUGCUCCAUGUCGAUAAUAUCAUCCAGUUCCCAUCAAGUAGCAAGAAAACAAAUGAAAGUUGGAUAAAAUCCUGGUUUUCCAGCAUCACCAGUAAGUCGAGAAAUAAACUCUACAAACUGUAUGAGGCAGACUUCAAAAUUUUUGGAUAUCAAUACUCCAAUGAAAUACCAAUACUCCAAUAA
Messenger RNA from Electrophorus electricus (electric eel), 1143 nucleotides. NCBI's taxonomy places the organism in Eukaryota, Metazoa, Chordata, Actinopteri, Gymnotiformes, Gymnotidae. The record is from RefSeq and is a predicted model, not a curated record.